AGGGCUAUCGCCGAGAAUGGGUAAAAAGGACAAGCAUUCCAAGGGUGAUUUGGGCGAGGCCCAAGAGAGUGGGACAUUCCAUCUAAAGCCGUCUACCGCAGAACCGAGCCUCAAAUCUGACCAAUGGCCUCUUCUUCUCAAGAACUUCGACAAUAUGAAUGUGCGUACAAAUCACUAUACACCAUUGCCCGAGGGUUGCUCUCCUCUGAAAAGGGAAAUUAGGAAUUAUAUCUCUUCCGGAUUUUUCAAUUUGGAUAAGCCAGCGAAUCCAUCCUCUCAUGAAGUAGUCGCAUGGAUAAAGCGAAUAUUGCGAGUCGAUAAAACUGGUCACAGUGGAACCCUCGAUCCCAAGGUGUCAGGUUGUCUGAUUGUAUGCAUCGACCGCACCACUCGUCUAGCCAAGUCGCAGCAAGGUGCAGGAAAAGAGUAUGUGGCAAUCUUCAAGCUGCAUAAUCCGGUAGAGAGUGAGAAGAAGAUCAAGCAAGCCCUCGAGAAGCUAACUGGCGCUCUUUUCCAACGUCCUCCUUUGAUUUCUGCUGUCAAGCGUCAGUUGCGUGUUAGAACCAUCUAUGAGAACAAGCUGCUUGAGUUUGACAAAGAGCAGCAAAUGGGAAUUUUCUGGGUGAAGUGUGAGUCUGGAACAUAUGUUAGGACAAUCUGUGUUCACCUAGGACUUCUUCUUGGAGUUGGAGGGCAGAUGCAGGAAUUGAGAAGAAAUAGGUCUGGCAUUACCGACGAGCAUGACCAACUCGUCACCAUGCACGAUAUUCUCGAUGCGCAAUAUGUGCUUGAUCACCACAAGGACGAGACUUAUAUGAGGCGCAUUGUCCGUCCACUGGAAGCACUCCUUGUUGAACAUAAGCGAAUAAUCGUCAAGGAUUCCUCGGUCAACGCUAUUUGCUAUGGGGCUAAAAUUCUACUACCCGGUGUUCUACGAUAUGACGAUGGUAUCGAAGUUGGCCAAGAAAUCGUAGUGGUUACCACCAAAGGAGAAGCCAUUUGCCUCGCUAUCGCACAAAUGACAACAUCAACGAUGGCUUCCACCGACCAUGGAGUUGUUGCCAAGUCGAAACGAGUAAUCAUGGAACGCGAUGUUUAUGGACGAAAAUGGGGCUUGGGGCCCGUGGCCAGUAAGAAGAAGCAAAUGAUUAAGGAUGGGUUAUUAGACAAGUUUGGUCAACCAAAUGAAAAGACACCUGCUAAUUGGAAAGUAGUCGAUUAUUCGGCCGAAACGCCUAAGAUCAAAAAAGAAGUUGAGGUCAAGAAAGAAGCUGAGGAAACAGCAUCCCCACCAAAAGCGAAGAAGCAAAAAAAGCAAAAAGAACCCAGUAGUAGCUCUUCAGACUCGGAUAGUAGUGAGUAGAACGUCGCUAGUGUUUUUGUUAUGUUGUGGUUAUGUUGCCAAUUGUUAUAUAUGAGAUCAUCGACUUGAUAAUCCUUCAUACCUACUCGAGCUAUGUAAAUGCUGUUAUCUCUCGAAAAUAUCACCUGUUACGUUGUUAUACAUUGAUUGUUGGUUUAUGAUAGACGUUGUUGAAGAAAUGAUUGUGAUUGAGAUAUAAAUGAGAAACGUGUAAUUAUGAUGUUG
Cylicocyclus nassatus is the source of this 1588-nucleotide messenger RNA. NCBI's taxonomy places the organism in Eukaryota, Metazoa, Nematoda, Chromadorea, Rhabditida, Strongylidae. The record is from the annotation of a GenBank genome assembly.